AUGGACAAGCUGCCCCCCUCCAUGCGCAAGAGGCUCUACAGCCUGCCCCAGCAGAUAGGUCCCAAGGCAUCGAUCAUGGAUGAGGAGGAAGACAGCGACAAGGACACCCGGAGGAAAAGCAUCAGGCUGAAGCCACUACCUUCGCCCUCUGCUGGGAGCACCCGGGCACUCGGGGGAGACCCCGGCAGAGGGGGGGACCCCAGCCUCCUGGAGACGGAGGCAGGCAGCAAGGGCACAAAGACCAGCACCAACGGGGACUGCCGCCGUUUCAAAGGGAGCCUGUCCUCACUGACCAGCAGGCAUCUCCACGACGCGGCCGAGGAGAAGAGGCUGAUCGGGGGUGAAGGGGACCCAGCCUCCCCCAGUGAGGAAAAGAGCCCCACUGGCAGCGGGGAGCUGGAGCAGGGACUGCCAGCGCCCCCAGCACCAGCGUCCCCCCCAGAGCCCCAGCAGCAGCCUGCCCGGGCUUGCUCCUCUACCUCCAUCAAAGUGGAAGGAGGUGGAGGGUGCGACCAGAUCACCCCAGAUGAGGAGCAGAGGCUGGGCCAAGCUGGUUUCAUGCAGAGGCAGUUCGGGGCCAUGCUUCAGCCAGGGGUCAACAAAUUCUCCUUGAGGAUGUUUGGCAGCCAGAAGGCCGUGGAGCGGGAGCAGGAAAGGGUUAAGUCUGCCGGGUUCUGGAUCAUCCAUCCCUACAGCGACUUCAGGUUUUAUUGGGAUUUGACCAUGCUGCUCCUGAUGGUAGGGAACCUGAUCAUCAUCCCUGUGGGCAUCACUUUCUUCAAGGAUGAAAACACUACCCCAUGGAUUGUCUUCAAUGUGGUUUCAGACACGUUCUUCCUCAUCGACCUUGUCCUCAACUUCCGAACAGGCAUUGUGGUGGAGGACAACACAGAGAUCAUCCUAGACCCACAGAGGAUCAAGAUGAAGUACCUGAAGAGCUGGUUUGUGGUAGAUUUUAUCUCCUCCAUCCCUGUGGACUAUAUCUUCCUGAUUGUUGAAACCCGCAUUGAUUCCGAGGUGUACAAGACAGCCCGAGCACUGCGCAUCGUGCGCUUCACUAAGAUCCUCAGCCUUCUGCGGCUUCUGCGGCUCUCCCGGCUCAUCCGCUAUAUUCAUCAGUGGGAGGAGAUCUUCCACAUGACCUAUGAUCUGGCCAGUGCAGUGGUGCGGAUUGUGAACCUGAUUGGGAUGAUGCUGCUGCUGUGUCACUGGGAUGGCUGCCUCCAGUUCCUUGUGCCUAUGCUGCAGGACUUCCCCGACGACUGCUGGGUGUCCCUCAACCGCAUGGUGAAUGACUCCUGGGGGAAGCAGUAUUCCUAUGCGCUGUUCAAGGCAAUGAGCCACAUGCUCUGCAUUGGGUAUGGGCAGCAGGCGCCCGUUGGCAUGUCAGAUGUGUGGCUCACUAUGCUGAGCAUGAUUGUCGGUGCCACCUGCUAUGCCAUGUUCAUCGGCCAUGCCACAGCCCUAAUCCAGUCUCUGGACUCCUCGCGGCGUCAGUACCAGGAGAAGUACAAGCAAGUGGAACAGUAUAUGUCCUUCCACAAGCUCCCUGCAGACAUGCGGCAACGCAUCCAUGAUUACUAUGAGCACCGCUAUCAGGGGAAGAUGUUUGAUGAGGAGAGCAUCCUGGGAGAGCUGAGUGAGCCCCUCCGAGAGGAAAUCAUAAACUUCAACUGCCGGAAGCUGGUUGCCUCUAUGCCCCUCUUUGCCAACGCAGAUCCCAACUUUGUGACCUCCAUGCUGACCAAGUUGCGGUUCGAGGUGUUUCAGCCGGGGGAUUACAUCAUCCGGGAGGGCACCAUUGGCAAGAAGAUGUACUUCAUCCAGCACGGGGUGGUGAGCGUCCUCACCAAAGGCAACAAGGAGACCAAGCUGGCAGAUGGCUCCUACUUUGGAGAAAUUUGCCUGCUGACCCGUGGCCGGCGCACAGCCAGCGUGCGAGCUGAUACCUACUGCCGGCUCUACUCCCUCUCCGUGGACAACUUCAACGAGGUGCUGGAAGAGUAUCCCAUGAUGCGGCGAGCUUUUGAAACCGUGGCUCUUGAUAGGCUGGACAGAAUUGGCAAGAAAAAUUCCAUUCUGCUGCAUAAAGUCCAGCAUGACCUCAAUUCGGGUGUUUUCAACUACCAGGAGAAUGAGAUCAUCCAGCAGAUUGUGCAGCACGACAGAGAGAUGGCACACUGUGCUCACAAUGUCCAGGCUGCCGCUGCUGCUGCUGCUUGGCGCAUACCUCCCCCCCCACUGAUCCAGGCCCCCCUGCAAGCUGCAGCAGCCACCACUUCUGUCGCUAUAGCUCUGACCCACCACCCACGCCUCCCAACGGCCAUCUUCCGUCCUCCGGUGUCCGUCUUGGGUUCCUUGGGACAGCAAUCCAACCAGACUCCAAGACAACUGAAAAGGCUUCAGUCUCUAAUCCCGUCGACUGGGCCUUCUGCGGUUGGCUCUCCCUCCAGUACUCCAUCCCAGCUUCAUACACCAGGAGCAGAAACCCCUUCAUCCUCUUCCUUCCACAUCCAGCAGCUCGCAGGAUUCUCGGCUGCCGCCGGCUUAGGCCAGUUCCAGGUGGGAUCCCCUCCAGGUGGCUCAAGCCAGCCAGCUCAGCCCAUGCAGCAGCAGCAGUCAGCCCUUUCCAGCAGUGGAUUUGGGCACUUCCAGCAAGCCACAACUAGCUCCCCAUCAACAUCGCUCACCCAGCUCUCAUCAAACUCACCUCCCAGUCUUCUCAACCAGUUCCAGCCCACCACAAGACCACUGCAGGGGGGACAGUUACAGCAGCUCUCGGGCAGUGGGACUUUGGGGGGAAUGAAUAACUUCCAACCCCCUCCUUCUUCCAACUCUCCAUCCUCCAGCCUAAGCCAGCUGGCACAGGCCUCUGGUGGGCUGUCCUCAGGCCUGUGCCAAACGCAUCCAAGUGCAUUAGGAUCUUUAACUGGAACGAUAGCCCAGCUGCACCAAGAACGGCCACCUUUUGCCACCAUGUCUCCACUACAACAGUCUGGUGUCGUGUCCCCCUCUUAUACCCCCUCUGGCCUUAGUCCUCCUAGUCAGAGCCCAGUGGCAACAAGAACUUUUCAGUGUGGCCCUUCUGUGGCCUCAGGCUCUCACGGCUCUCUGCUCCUGCCUCAGACCGCCAGCCCACCUCCGCAGAUCCUGCAGUCCAAGAGCACGCCGCCUGUGCCACCAGGACGUCUGAGCCAGGACAUCAAGUUGAUUUCUGCUUCUCAGCCAUCUUUGCCCCAAGAGCUGGCUCAGACACUGAGCCAAAGUUCUCCUCAUUCCUCUAGAGAAUCUGUUUCCAGCUUCUCUCCUUUUCCUGGUGGAGGGACUGGACUUCUUGGGAAGCCUUGUAGCUCAAUUCCUGGGCGUGUGACUUUACCACGUCAGAUGUCCUCAGGUUCUUUACCACAUCCGCUGGUGUUUGGGGCCAGUGCUGCAGGCGCUGCUUCUCUGACUGCUGGUGGGCGGAAAGAAUCCAUAGUGCUCACAGGGGAUCUGGAACCUGUCAGAUCCAAACUGCCCUCCAAUUUGUGA
This is a messenger RNA of Eurypyga helias (sunbittern), 3531 nucleotides long. RefSeq names its product hyperpolarization activated cyclic nucleotide-gated potassium channel 4 (gene HCN4). Lineage: Eukaryota; Metazoa; Chordata; Aves; Eurypygiformes; Eurypygidae. Gene Ontology annotation, cellular component: membrane. Gene Ontology annotation, molecular function: voltage-gated potassium channel activity. Gene Ontology annotation, biological process: potassium ion transport; transmembrane transport. The record is from RefSeq and is a predicted model, not a curated record.